This is a messenger RNA of Fomitiporia mediterranea MF3/22, 1278 nucleotides long. RefSeq lists its product as uncharacterized. The record is from RefSeq and is a predicted model, not a curated record. NCBI's taxonomy places the organism in Eukaryota, Fungi, Basidiomycota, Agaricomycetes, Hymenochaetales, Hymenochaetaceae. The transcript has 3 exons. Bases 1 to 1278 code for a protein of 425 amino acids.
AUGACGGUCUGUGCAGGUCCAGCUUAUCCUCCGCCUUACUCGUACCAUCCGCCUGAUGGUUACAUGGCACAUUACAUCAAUGAAGUAAAGGAGCAGGUAUACUCUGAGCUUCAGUCUCAACGUGCUAGUCGCUUGAGCUCCCAGAAGAGCCACCAUAGUCCUCACUCCCGCAGUCCAAGAUAUUCUGGAGGCAAACCUACCAUAUCUGAGAAGAAGCCUCGCUCAAGUCCUUGGACCUCAACUCCUCAAAUUACAUUUCCUACUCCUCAGAUUACUGUCCUUCCCACUGGACCCGCAUUUCCUAUUCCACAAAUAUUUCCGAACUCAAACCCGUAUUCACCUGCAUGGACUCCGUUUAGUAUGCCCCAACCGCAAAUUCGUUUCCCGACUCCGGAGCCUUAUGGUCCUGGCACUCCCGUCCGAUCCUCACUUCCAAUGUCAUACAGCCCAUUCCCUUCCGCUACCAAGCCUAGUCCACAUCGUGCAUACCAAGCUGCAGCUCAAGUUCUCCCAUUCCCAGGCUCGGAUGAAUCUAUGCCCCUUCUUUCGCAUUCCAGCGUGGGCACGUAUGGCUCGUCUCGUUCCUCUUCAGCCUCUAGAUCGACACAGAAGCGACGAAUAAACUACGAUGCGCUGGUGCGGGCAGUGGAGAAUAUUAAGGUCUGCAAACGGGAGGUAGCUGGAUGGGUGAGGAUAAUCCGACAGCAACGAAACGAAAAGCUAAGUAAGGAGGAGAGGGAGCUCGUCUCAUACAUAGAAGAUAUCUACCAAAAUGCUUCCAAAGCCCUCCAAAUCGCACGUACCGCCCUACACACCGUACAUAACGCCCAUAACGUCCGACACGACGCGCAAUUCACCUCUGGAAAAGUCACCUCAGACAUAUCCACGCUAUCUACUUUCGCGACCUCCUUGCGACAUAAACUUGGCAGCCUCGUACGCCGGCUGAAAGAAUUGAAAGCCUCUGGACCGGCUGAACGUCCAGGUUUCUUCUCAUGUCUAGAAGACGCUCCGGGAUGUCUAGCUGGAUAUUAUUUGAAAAAUCGUUUGUUCCGAUUCGCAUCGUUGUCUAAGGCUCAUAAGAAACAGUAUAGCGAAUUGGGUUCAGAGGCGCAAAGUCUGACUGACCAUCUGCCAAUGACAAAGCUUAUGAACUCGUUAUAUGAAGAGGUGCGGCGGACGUAUGGUAUUGUUUCGAAGACUCUCGCCGGUUUCGAGAGCUCGUUGCAUGCUUUUCGGUUAGAACUGGAGAGGGUGACAAUGGCACAUGGAGACCGUUGA